UCUUGUACAUUCCUUCUUUCCACCUUGUUCUACAGAGUCACUCAAUCCUCGUCGUGUCUGUACUCAUCAAAAUGAACAAAUCAAUCGACGCUGUGACUUCCAACCAUGAUGCCGUCGCCGACUCCAGCAGCGAUCUGCUGGAUGAGAAGCGAGGCACGGUCAAGGAUACGGAGGACAUGAAGCGUAUGGGAAAGCAGCAGCUGUUCAGACGUAACUUCGGCUUCCUCUCUAUAUUCGGCUUUGCGAUGAUCUUGAUGAGCACAUGGCAAGCUCUGUUAGGUGUCGCCGCCUUUGGUCUUGGAAAUGGUGGAACCGCCGGUCUCAUCUACCUAUACAUUAUCGUGGUAAUCUUCUUUGGUAUGGUCAACAUAUCCAUGGCCGAAAUGGCAUCAAUGGCUCCCACUGCAGGUGGACAGUACCAUUGGAUCUCCGAGUUUGCGCCACGAAGCUAUCAAAAAGGUCUCUCCUUCUUGGUGGGCUGGCUAUGCUCAUUGGGCUGGCAAAGUGGUGUGUCGAUUGGUUGUUUCCUCGCUGCCACUGAGAUUCAGGGCUUGAUCGUCCUCAAUAACGACGACUAUGUCUAUGAAAGAUGGCACGGAACACUUCUCACCAUUGCGGUUGUCCUGUUCGUAGCUUUCUUCAAUACCUUCCUGGCCCAACAUCUCCCACUUGUUGAAGGAUUGGUGCUGUGCUUGCAUCUGGGAGGUUUCAUCUGCAUCUUGGUGCCUCUGUGGGUACUCGGCCCCCGAGGAGAUUCACACGAGAUAUGGACGACUUUCUCGGACGAAGGCGGCUGGGGCUCAACUGGUCUCGCAACUCUGGUCGGCAUAAUUACACCAGUCACAGCAUUCCUCGGAGCUGAUGCUGCUGUGCAUAUGUCGGAAGAACUGAAGGAUGCAUCCAAAACCCUCCCACGGGUGAUGAUCUCAACUUCGGUCGUCAACGGAGCUUUGGGAUUCGUUAUGCUUAUUACCUUUUGCUAUACCCUGGGAGACCUUGAGGAAGUCCUUUCCACACCCACGGGCUACCCAUUCAUCCAAGUGUUCUACAAUGCAACUGGUUCCAAGGGUGGUGCAACGGCAAUGUCUUGCAUUUUGGUUGUGUCUGCCAUCGCCAAUGGCAUGACCAACAUGGCUACGGCCUCACGUCAACUGUUUGCUUUUGCUCGAGAUGGCGGCGUUCCAUGCCACAAGUGGUUCGCAAGUGUAUCGCCUCGACUGCAAAUUCCGAUGAAUGCCAUCUUGUUCACCAUUAGCUUCUCGGUGUUGUUCUCCCUGGUCAACAUCGGAUCGACAGUCGCAUUCAACCAAAUCCUGUCGCUUGGUCUGGCAUCACUGUUGUCGUCGUACUUCAUCUCAAUCUUCUGCCUGUUUCUUCGCAGACUCCGCGGCCAGACUUUACUGCCAUCGGCAUUCAGCCUGGGAAAAUUUGGAAUUCCCAUCAACAUUGGCAGCCUUGCCUUCUUGGCUCUCGCCUUUACCAUGAGUUUCUUUCCAGGAGGGAGCAACCCAACCGUUGAAUCGAUGAACUGGUCUUCUUUGGCAUUCGGAGGCACUUUGAUCCUUGGCGGGAUCUACUACGUCGGCUGGGCAAGGCACCAUUACGUAGGCCCUGUUGAAUAUGUGAGGAAGAGUGAUUGAGCACCUUGCUGGUUCUCACCAACAAUUGCGUAUGUCUUGGGAGCGGCGUUCCCGCAGCAGCCCCGGCCAUGUCGAGGCCAGCUCCGGACCUCCGGAGUUUGAACAGAAACCAUAUCGCCAAUUGCUCAUCACCGAGCAUUGGCGGCUGUAAAGAUGCCAGGACGGUUCAUUGUGCCGCAACUGGUCACUUGUUGUAGAAAUUGAGAAAGCAUAAGUGGUCACUCGCUUGCUGUUAAUCA
Molecule: messenger RNA, 1879 nt
Organism: Exophiala mesophila
Lineage: Eukaryota; Fungi; Ascomycota; Eurotiomycetes; Chaetothyriales; Herpotrichiellaceae
Exons: 8
Coding region: 72-1640 (522 amino acids)
Biological process (GO): transmembrane transport
Cellular component (GO): membrane
Molecular function (GO): transmembrane transporter activity
Source: RefSeq, a predicted model, not a curated record